AUGUCAGCAAGGGAGAAGGAAAAUACCUCGGAGGAAGCGCUGGUGGCGCCAGCAGAUCCUGGUCCCCCUGAUGGCGGGCUUCGUGCCUGGCUGGUUGUGGUGGGAGGCUUCCUGACGUAUUUUGUGACAUUUGGGUUGCUCAACUCCUUCGGCACCUUCCAGGCAUACUACGGGGAACACAUUCUUCGGGAUCGCAGUGAAAGUGAGAUCUCCUGGAUCGGAUCCAUUCAGCUCUUCCUGCUCUUCAUCGGUGGCCUCUUCUUUGGCCCCGUCUUCGAUACCAAGGGCGCCAAGGUUCUCUUUGUCCCCGGCACGAUCUUCUUCGCGCUCUCCUUGAUGUUUGUCAGUCUCUGCCGUGAGUACUACCAGUUCAUUCUAGCUCAGAGCCUCCUCUUUGGCAUUGGUGACGCCAUGCUCUUCUACCCGACCAUCUCGGCUAUCUCGCACUGGUUUAAUCGGCGCCGUGGGCUGGCUCUGGGAAUUGUGGUUGCCGGUUCGUCCCUCGGAGGAAUUGCCUGGCCACUCAUCUUGAACCGCCUCUUCGACGCGGUGGGAUUCCCAUGGGCGCUACGCAUCAUCGGAUUCAUGUCUCUGGGUCUUGAGGUGCCCCGGUCGGAGCUGGUGGCCAUCUUCAAGGACGCGCGCUUUAUAAUCUUUGUCGUCGGCAUGCUCUUUGUCAUAUGGGGGAUGUUCAUCCCGUUCUACUAUGUCCCCCUGUAUGCGAUGCAGCAUGGCAUAGAUGCCGCUUUUGCAAACGACCUCAUCGCCAUCCUUAAUGCGGGCUCGCUGGUCGGGCGCAUCGCGUCCGGGGCGCUUGCGGAUAAAAUUGGAAGGUUCAACGUGGCAAUCCUCUGUUCACUGCUGUCUGGCGUCGUGCUGCUCUGUCUGCAUGUCAUGCGCACCAAGGCCGCCAUUGUGGCCUUCGCAGUUCUGUACGGACUGUUUUCGGGCGGCCUGAUUUCCCUGCAGUCGGCAUGCGUGGCACAGAUCACAGAAAACUUGCAGAUCAUCGGCAUCAAGAUCGGCGUCAUGAUGGCCGUCUGCUCGGCUGGUGCCCUGACUGGCAGUCCUAUUGGGGGUGCCCUUGUAUCUGCAGACGGCGGAAAAUACUCUGGCCUGAUUGACUUCGCCGGCGUCAUUCUCCUCGCUGGAACAGCACUCCUCACAAUAUCCCGGGGGACCAUCAAUCGGAAGCUUCUGCAGGUAGUCUGA
This is a messenger RNA of Aspergillus tanneri, 1212 nucleotides long. Its product is annotated as MCT family MFS transporter. Gene Ontology annotation, cellular component: fungal-type vacuole membrane. The record is from RefSeq and is a predicted model, not a curated record. The transcript has 4 exons. Gene Ontology annotation, biological process: transmembrane transport. Gene Ontology annotation, molecular function: transmembrane transporter activity. Lineage: Eukaryota; Fungi; Ascomycota; Eurotiomycetes; Eurotiales; Aspergillaceae. The coding region runs from base 1 to 1212 and encodes 403 amino acids.